UUUGUCCUAUCUAACCUAUCGUUUAAAUAUCCAAGAUAGAUUGACAGUUAGGUAGUUAUAGCUUAAUUAUUACACACACACAAACAGACAAAUGACAUACAAUGGACAUCUUAGAAUACCUACCGGACCAUCUAAAGUGUCACUACUUAGUUUGUUAUUGACCAGAUAAGAGUGGUGUGGUGCGACGACCAAAAUGUAUCGAAAGGCACUAGUGAUAGGUAGUAUAACUAGUGUAUCGUUCGGCAAUGGCUUCAUCCUGGGUCAGAUGGCCAGCCUGGUCCAGUCUCUCCGGAGACGGGAGGAGGGCAUAGUGCUGACUGAUGCACAGAUCUCUAUAAUUGCAAGCUCCCUAUUGAUCCUCAACAUACUCGGCCUAGCGCUGGCGGCUGUGGUCUCCGACAAGAUCGGGAGGAGGAGGUCCUUCUCCAUCUUCUCCGUGCCCAUGAUGGCCAACUACAUAGUGCUGUACUUCGCCUGGGACAUGCCCACCUUCAUGCUGUCCAGACUCCUAGCAGGUAUCGGAACAGGAGGUCUCUUCGCUCUAAAAUUAUGCAUAACAUCAGAAUACGCAGACCCUAAAACGAGGGCAAUGUUUUUGAACAUGAUAUCAACAUUAGGGCCAGCUAUAGGCAGUGCAGUUGCUCACGCUCUAGGAAUUGCAUUGCACUGGAGAACAGUCGCUCUGUUAGGAAUAUUGACGACACUUUCUGGAAUAAUCCUACCAUUUUUCUGGGAAGAAAGCCCCCAUUGGUUGGCCUCUAAAGGAAAGUUUGAAGAAUGCGAGCAGGCCUUCAGGAAGCUACAUGGGAGUACACCCAAUACUGAAGCAGAACUCAGUUUGCUGCUCAAAGUCGAGAAAACAAAACUGCAGAAAGCAAAAGAAACGAAUUCUAUGAGAACGCUCAAAAAACUCAUGAUCGCUUGUAAAAAGAAAUAUUUCUGGGAAUUGAUGCUGCUAGGAGUCUUCAUAUCUGCUUUCUUAACAGCCGCUGGAAAGUUAGCGUUUAUAACCCUCGCUGUUACCAUUAUACAAGAGAUUACAGGUUCACAUGAUAAUAUAUUUGUUUUUACAAUGGUCGUUGAUAUUUGUGUUAUAAUAGGCGCGGCUGCUUCGUGUUUAUUAAUCAAAAAGUUAUCAAUGCGAAGCAUGUUGUUCACCACGGGUAUUAUUGGCAUCAUAGUUUUAGUUAGUCUAAGUGCGUGUUUGUAUUUUAAAACUGAUUCGGUCUAUUUUCAAUGGGUUAACGUAGGGUUACUCAGUUUCUAUUUCUUCAUUGUUAAGUCUGGACCGUACCCUGUACUAGAAUCUUUAUUGGGUGAAAUUUAUCCUAUAGAGUUGAAAGUUCACUUCUUUUUCUUUUCUGGUAUUGUUUACAUGAGUUCGUUAUCUUUAAUUGUACUUUUAUUGCCAACUAUGGUGGCUGCAAUGGGUUACCACGGUUUAUUCUUAACUAAUGCAAGUAUAAUGUGUGUUAGUUUAGGUUACAUUUGGCUUAGGUUACCAGAAACUAAGGGGCGGACGCUUCAAGAGAUAGAAAUCUUUUUCAAAACUAAAAACUUCCACGAAAUUGAUGAAGUUUUGGGGAAUAAAGAAAUUAAAGCUUUAAUUUAAUUUUUUAGGCUCUGUUUAGUAAAAUACGUAUCAGAUAUAAACUCAGAAAUGAUUUUUUGAUACAUAUAAUAUGUGUUAAGCUUGUACCUACCUCUACCACAGUGAGCGACAGAAUUUGUUUGAUAUUGUUUCUGUUUUAAAAUAAAAACCGGCCAAGUGCGAGUCAGACUCGCGCACCGAGGGUUCCGUACUCGAGUAUUUUUCCGACAUUUUGCAUGAUAAAUCAAAAACUAUUAUGCUUA
Maniola jurtina (meadow brown) is the source of this 1854-nucleotide messenger RNA. Its product is annotated as sugar transporter ERD6-like 9. Gene Ontology annotation, biological process: transmembrane transport. The transcript is spliced from 4 exons. Bases 194 to 1612 code for a protein of 472 amino acids. Gene Ontology annotation, molecular function: transmembrane transporter activity. NCBI's taxonomy places the organism in Eukaryota, Metazoa, Arthropoda, Insecta, Lepidoptera, Nymphalidae. The record is from RefSeq and is a predicted model, not a curated record. Gene Ontology annotation, cellular component: membrane.